Dreissena polymorpha is the source of this 855-nucleotide messenger RNA. Its product is annotated as mucin-2-like. NCBI's taxonomy places the organism in Eukaryota, Metazoa, Mollusca, Bivalvia, Myida, Dreissenidae. The record is from RefSeq and is a predicted model, not a curated record. The coding region runs from base 1 to 855 and encodes 284 amino acids. The transcript has 4 exons.
AUGCCUCUGGUAAUAGGUCAUAGUCAGGCAAAGUAUUUGUCCGACUAUCUCAGUAAGAGUGAAUUCAGUGUAUUCGCCUAUCCGGGAUACAAGACUCAUGAGUUCGCGAAAGAAGAUGCCAUCCAAGAGGUGCUACCCUUCUUUUCCAGCGUAAUUAUUAUGACGGGGGCAAACGACAUCGGCAGGAAAAGUCCCGGCGACAUAGGUCGUGCGAUUGAAUCAUUGUGCCGUCACGUCCGGGACCUGUCACCGAGUGCCACAGUUUUUGUUUCGCACGUGUUGCCUCGGUGCGAGAAUCGGUUCGACGGGUCCCUCACGCGGGACUUCAUCUGUCGCUGGAACAGAGAUGCGGAGGCCGUCAAUCAGGAGAUAGAAGCGUUGUCAUGCUCCUGGUUACAGCCAGUGCGACAUCCGCGAUUUUAUGAUUUGCAUGGUCCAAACCGACGCCUCCUCAGCCGGGAUGGGCUUCACCUCAGUUUUGACGGCACCGAGGAGGUGUGCCGCAAUAUGUACGAUGCGGUCUACAGCCCCAGAGCUUCGGAAGCCACACCGUCAUCUCCUGAACCGCACUGCAUAAACACCGCACUACUGUACAGUGAAGUAUUAAUGCUUACAACAUCUCGGCCUACAUCCACCACAAACAAGCCACCUAUAUUCACCACCACCAAGCAGCCAACACCCACAACCACCAAGCAGCCAACAUCCACUUCAUCCACCACCACCAAGCAGCCAACACCCACAACCACCAAGCAGCCAACAUCCACUUCAUCCACCACCACCAAGCAGCCAACACCCACCACCACCAAGCAGACAACACCCACUCCAUCCAUCACAAUCAAACGAUUGGAAAUCUGA